Molecule: messenger RNA, 1766 nt
Organism: Ricinus communis (castor bean)
Lineage: Eukaryota; Viridiplantae; Streptophyta; Magnoliopsida; Malpighiales; Euphorbiaceae
Product: bifunctional UDP-glucose 4-epimerase and UDP-xylose 4-epimerase 1
Exons: 9
Coding region: 481-1530 (349 amino acids)
Biological process (GO): galactose metabolic process; rRNA processing
Cellular component (GO): cytosol
Molecular function (GO): RNA binding; UDP-glucose 4-epimerase activity
Source: RefSeq, a predicted model, not a curated record
AAAAAGAAAAAUGAAAUAAGUUUUUGAAUAAUUUCAAUUUCGAAGCUUUUUGACUGUUUAUGUUUUGCCGGUGCAACUUACCUGGCUGUCAAUCGUCUGUCAUGGUGGUUUAGGGUUUCCAAGUCUGUUAAGGAGAGUGCUACUCAAUCGCUUAGAAUAGGCAAGUGAAUUUAGUUAAAGAAAACAGUAAAAAGGGCGCCAAAAAAAACAACCUGUAACCUACUGUAACAUAAAAACGAACAAGCUGCCUUUUUUUUGAAAUGCUUAUCCGGAUCAAAAAAAUCUCCUUGAUUUGCUCAAAGUCCAAUUUUUUCUUUCCCUUAUAUAAACACUUUCCCUUUUCUUCUCUCCCAUUAAUUCAUUGUUUUUUUGUUCGUGGGUCUCAUUCUCUCUCUCUUAAGAAAAGCAUUCUUUUAUAUUUUUUAAGCUCUAAUUUAGAGUGAUUCUGUAUUUUUGUUUCUUGCAUAUUGGGUUCUUUUAAUGAUGGCUGAGCAAACAAUUCUUGUGACUGGUGGGGCUGGGUUCAUUGGCAGUCAUACUGUAGUGCAGCUACUAAAAGAGGGUUUUAGGGUUUCAAUCAUUGACAAUCUUGAUAAUUCCGUAAUUGAAGCUGUUGAUAGGGUCAGGGAAUUGGUGGGUCCUGAGCUUUCUCAGAAACUUGAAUUCAAUCUGGGUGAUCUUAGAAACAAGGAUGAUUUGGAGAAGCUGUUUUCUCAAACUAAAUUUGAUGCGGUAAUCCACUUUGCUGGCCUAAAGGCAGUUGGUGAGAGUGUUACAAAUCCUCGUCGUUAUUUCGAUAACAAUUUGAUUGGCACUAUCAACUUGUAUGAAAUCAUGGCAAAAUAUAACUGUAAGAAGAUGGUAUUCUCAUCAUCUGCAACUGUUUAUGGCCAACCGGAGAAAAUUCCAUGUGUCGAAGACUUCCAGUUAAUGGCUAUGAAUCCUUAUGGACGUACCAAGCUUUUCCUUGAAGAAAUUGCUCGAGAUAUUCAGAAGGCAGAGCCAGAAUGGCAAAUCAUUUUAUUGAGGUACUUCAAUCCAGUGGGAGCUCAUGAGAGUGGUAAACUUGGUGAAGAUCCCAAAGGCAUCCCAAACAAUCUUAUGCCAUACAUACAACAAGUGGCUGUUGGCAGAUUGCCUGAACUAAAUGUAUAUGGUCAUGAUUAUCCCACGGAGGACAGUACUGCGAUCCGAGAUUACAUCCAUGUGAUGGACUUAGCAGAUGGUCAUAUUGCUGCUCUUCGGAAACUUCUUACAGCUGAAAAUAUAGGUUGCAUAGCCUACAACUUGGGUACAGGACGUGGAACAUCUGUGCUUCAAAUGGUUGCCGCAUUUGAAAAAGCUUGUGGCAAGAAAAUUCCUUACAAGCUGUGUCCAAGAAGAGCUGGAGAUGCUACUGCUGUUUAUGCUUCCACGGAGAAAGCUGAGAGAGAACUAGGCUGGAAGGCAAAAUAUGGUAUCGAGGAGAUGUGCAGAGAUCAAUGGAACUGGGCAAGCAAAAAUCCAUGGGGUUACCAGCCAAAGCCUUGAAAUCUUUCAUGCAUAUCUUUGUAAACUACACAUUAUUUUGUCCUAUUACUAGAGAGUUAUAAUAAUUACUGAGAGGGUUAUAAUAACAACAGAAAAAGGAAAAAAAAAAAAAAAAAAACUAUUAUACUUUUCAUGACACGUUCUUCCUCCACUAUGAUUUUCGUUUACCAUUUGCCAAAGUCGGGCCAUAAUUGAAACUUUUUUCUUCUGGGCUAACAAAGAUAAUUGUUUCCAAA